GGUUCGAUGGGAAGGAUCUUUUUCAGAGUGGUUCCUCUUGAAGGGAGCAUUUCUGCUGGCUCCAGGACUUUGGCCAUCUAUAAAGCUUGGCAAUGAGAAAUAAGGAAAUUCUCAAGGAGGACAAAUUCUUGAGUGGGAUCCAACAAGCAGCUUUUGACCAAAUGGCAAUGGAGUCCUUCGAAAUUAAUGAUCCAAAGCCCAAGAGGAGAAAUGGGGUGAACUUCUGUCUGGCCACGGUGGUCAUCUACCUCAUGCUGCUCACCGUGGGUGCCGGGCUGCUGGUAGUCCAAGUUCUGAAUCUGCAGGAGCGGCUCCGGGUCCUAGAGAUGUAUUUUUCCAAUGACACUCUGGCCGUUGAGGACAGUCCAUCCUUCUCCUUGCUGCAGUCAACACACCCUGAAGAACAGCUGGCUCAGCGUGCAUCAAGGCUGGAAGUCCUGCAGGCGCAGCUCACCUGGGUCCGUGUCAGCCACGAGCACUUGCUGCAGCGGGUAGACAACUUCACUCAGAACCCAGGGAUGUUCGGAAUCAAAGGUGAACGAGGCGCCCCAGGUCUUCAAGGUCUCAAGGGGCACAUGGGCAUGCCUGGUGCCCCCGGCUUGCCUGGGCCACCUUCUGAGAAGGGAGCCAAGGGGGCUACAGGACACAAUGGAGCAACAGGCCCCCCGGGACCCCAAGGGCCACCAGGAGUCAAGGGAGAGGCCGGCCUCCAAGGACCCCAGGGUGCUCCAGGGAAGCAAGGAGCCACUGGCGCCCCAGGACCCCAAGGAGAGAAGGGCAGCAAAGGCGAUGGGGGUCUCACUGGCCCGAAAGGGGAAACUGGAGCUAAGGGAGACAAAGGAGACCUGGGCCUCCCAGGAGGCAAAGGGGACAGGGGCAUGAAAGGAGAUGCAGGAGUCAUGGGGCCUCCUGGAGCCCAGGGGAGUAAAGGUGACUCUGGGAAGCCAGGCCCACCAGGUUUGGCUGGUUUUCCUGGAGCUAAAGGAGAUCAAGGACAACCUGGAGUGCAGGGCGUUCCAGGCCCUCCUGGUGCAGUGGGACGCCCAGGUACCAAGGGUGAGCCGGGCAGCAUUGGCUCCCCUGGACUAACAGGACUUCCAGGGAGCCCCGGGAGUCCAGGAGCUGCAGGCCUGAAAGGAAGCAAAGGGGACACAGGACUUCAAGGACAGCAAGGAAGUAAAGGAGAAUCAGGAGUUCCAGGCCCUCCAGGUGUGAAGGGAGAACGGGGAAGCCCGGGGCUGGCCGGCCCCAAGGGAGCCCCUGGACCAGCUGGCCAGAAGGGAGACAAGGGAGCAAAAGGAUCUCCAGGGGAGCAAGGAGUAAAGGGAGCCAAAGGUGAAACAGGUGACAACUCACUGCCCGUCAGGAUUGUUGGCAGUGGUAACCGAGGCCGGGCUGAAGUUUACUACGGAGGUAGCUGGGGGACCAUUUGUGAUGAUGACUGGGACAAUCAUGACGCCGUUGUCUUCUGCCGCAUGUUGGGUUUCUCCAGAGGAAGGGCCGUGUAUCAAGUGGGACCUGGCACUGGGCAGAUCUGGCUGGAUAAUGUCCAGUGUCAGGGCACAGAGAAGACCUUGUGGACCUGCAACAAGAAAAGCUGGGGCUCUCACGACUGCAGCCACAGUGAGGAUGCAGGCGUGGAGUGCAACACCUGACCAGGAAGCCCUUUCACUGCUCUGCUCCCAAGGUGUCCUUGGGCCCACACAUGGGAAAGCAGAGGAUCUCUGAGGAGUUUCCUGGGGAAACUGAGCAGCCUCUGGAGAAAGGCCAUCAAUAAAGCUCAACAUUUCUGGC
Molecule: messenger RNA, 1794 nt
Organism: Saimiri boliviensis boliviensis (Bolivian squirrel monkey)
Lineage: Eukaryota; Metazoa; Chordata; Mammalia; Primates; Cebidae
Gene: MARCO
Product: macrophage receptor with collagenous structure
Biological process (GO): extracellular matrix organization
Cellular component (GO): collagen type IX trimer; membrane
Molecular function (GO): extracellular matrix structural constituent conferring tensile strength
Source: RefSeq, a predicted model, not a curated record